Molecule: messenger RNA, 1947 nt
Organism: Falco peregrinus (peregrine falcon)
Lineage: Eukaryota; Metazoa; Chordata; Aves; Falconiformes; Falconidae
Product: vigilin-like
Cellular component (GO): cytoplasm; nucleus
Molecular function (GO): mRNA binding
Source: RefSeq, a predicted model, not a curated record
AUGUCGUCGUCGUCGUCGUCGUCUGUGUCGUGGUCGUCGUUGUCUGUGUCGUCGUCGUCUGUGUCGUCGACGUCGUUGUGUCUGUCGUCGUCCGUGUCGUCGUCGUUGUCCGUGUCGUCGUCGUCGUCGUCCGUGUUGUCGUCGUCGUCCGUGUCGUCGUCGUCUGUGUCGUCGUCCGUGUCGUUGUCGCCGUCGGCAAUGUCUAAUGAGGAGUUUGCUAGUACGAUACCUGUUAGUCCUCCAAUUGUGAAGAGGAAGAUGAAGCCCAAGGCUCACAAACAGGUGCAGCCAAUAAAGGCUUCUGUCAUCACUCAGGUGUUCCAUGUGCCACUGGAGGAGAGGAAAUACAAGGACAUGAAUCAGUUUGGAGAAGGCGAGCAGGCCAAGAUCUGCCUUGACAUCAUGCAGAAGACAGGGGCUCACCUGGAGCUGUCUCUCGCAAAGGACCAGGGCCUUUCGAUCGUGGUCUCUGGCAAGGCGGAAGCAGUCACGAAGGCUCGGAAGCAGAUUGUCGCUCGACUGCAGACUAGGAGAGGGCAUCUAACUGCUUCAGCAACAGUUGCCAUCCCCAAGGAGCACCACUGUUUUGUCAUUGGAAAGAAGGGUGAGAGGCUGCAGGACCUGAAGCUCAAAACUGCAACCAAAAUGCAGGUCCCCCGCCCAGAUGACCCCAGCAACCAGAUCAAGAUCAGCGGCACUAAAGAAGGGAUUGAGAAGGCCCGGCACGAGAUCCUGCUUAUCUCCGCUGAGCAGGAUAAGCGUGCCGUGGAGCGGCUGGAAGUGGAGAAAGUGUACCACCCUUUCAUUGCUGGCCCUUACAACAAGCUGGUGAGGGAGCUCAUGCAGGACACAGGGACGCACAUCGACAUUCCUCCACCCAGUGUCAACAAGACCGAGAUAGUCUUCAGCGGAGAAAAGGAGCAACUAGCCCAGGCUGUGGCUCGAGUUAAGAAGAUCUAUGAGGAGAAGAAAAAGAAGACUACUACUCUUGCAGUGGAGGUGAAGAAGUCCCAGCACAAGUAUGUCAUCGGCCCCAAGGGGAAUUCCCUGCAGGAGAUCUUGGAGAAGACUGGAGUCUCUGUCGAGAUCCCAGCCACUGACAGGAGCUCGGGGACGGUGAUACUGCGAGGCGAGCCUGAAAAACUUGGGCAAGCAUUGACUGAAGUCUAUGCAAAGGCCAACAGUUUUACCGUCUCCUCGGUCUCUGCCCCCUCUUGGCUUCAUCGUUUCAUUAUUGGAAAGAAAGGACAGAACCUGGCCAAAAUAACUCAGCAGAUGCCAAAGGUUCACAUCAAAUUCACUGGAGGAGAGGAUAACAUCACUUUGGAAGGACCUACAGAAGAUGUGCAUGUGGCUCAGGAACAGAUUGAAGCCAUGCUCAAGGAACUGAUCCACGGGAUGGAUUACGCAAUAAUCAAGGCUGACCACCAAUUCCACCGACACCUCAUUGGCAAGAACGCAGCUAAACGUCCUUGCCUCGAAGUGAACAGGAUGAAGGAUCUGUACAAGGUGUCUGUGCGCAUUCCCCCGGACAACGAGAAGAGCAACCCGAUCAGAAUGGAAGGAGACCCACAGGGGGUCCCACAGGCCAAGAAAGAGCUGCUGGAACUCGCUUCCCGUAUGGAAAAUGAACACGCUGCGGACCUAAUCGUUGAGCAGAAAUUCCACCGGACCAUCACUGGGCAGAAGGCUGAGCGGGUCUGGGAAAUCCGGGAGCAAUUCCCAGAGGUUAUCAUCAGCUUCCCAGACCCUGCACACAAGAGUGACAUCGUCCAACUCCGAGGUCCCAAAAACGAGGUGGAGAAGUGCACCGAGUACAUGCAAAAGAGGGUGGCAGACCUGGUUGAAAACAGCUUUUCUAUUUCUGUCCCCAUCUGCAAACAGUUCCACAAGAACAUCGUAGGGAAAGGAGGUGCCAAAAUCAAGAAGGUGAGAUGUUGUUCCUAA